GGCGCGCGACGGCUGACCGCCCAGGCAGUCAGCUCCGGAUCGCAGGGGUCUGCGAGGCCGGGCCGGGUGGGACGUGUGCAGCCAGGGCAGAUCGGUGGGCUUCGUGAGCCCCCGCCCCGCAGCCGCCCGCGAUGAGCGAGGCCAGUCGGGUGUGCUCCGGUUACUACAGCCUCAACCACAGCUUCGUGGAGCCCUUCCAGUGCCCCCGGCGCGGCGAGGGGGCCACCCUCCUCUACUGCUGCGGCUUCGCCGACCUCAAGUACUGCUGCAGCGAGCCGGGCAGCUACUUCCCCUACAAGCACAGCUACAUGUGGAGCCUCAGCAUUGGUGCCCUGAUUGGAUUGGGAAUUGCUGCCCUUGUUUUACUUGCGUUUGUCAUCAGCAUCUGUGUUCUUUGCUACUUAUUUCUGUAUACAAAGCCUCAAAGAUUAGACACUGGCCUUAAACUUCAACACCUAGAGGCUGUUUCCACUCAAGAAGGCAACUCAAAUAGAAAAAGCAAAGCCCCCCGUUCAAAUGCAGCAUCAAAUUCAACAAAUGAAACGUUCUAUGAGGCUGAUGAUAUGAUUCAAGAAAAAACAAUGGAUACGACACAGAUCAACACUGCUUAUUGUUAA
Bubalus bubalis (water buffalo) is the source of this 617-nucleotide messenger RNA. It is a transcript of the gene SHISAL2B, whose product is annotated as shisa like 2B. The record is from RefSeq and is a predicted model, not a curated record. The coding region runs from base 132 to 617 and encodes 161 amino acids. NCBI's taxonomy places the organism in Eukaryota, Metazoa, Chordata, Mammalia, Artiodactyla, Bovidae. The transcript has 3 exons.